Psylliodes chrysocephalus is the source of this 1808-nucleotide messenger RNA. The record is from the annotation of a GenBank genome assembly. NCBI's taxonomy places the organism in Eukaryota, Metazoa, Arthropoda, Insecta, Coleoptera, Chrysomelidae.
CAAACCCUUUGGACCAUAUGCCUGCAGAUAUAUGGUUUAUUUUACAUCCACUUUUGCUAGGCGUUAAUAAUACAAAGCUCGACUUAAGACAUCCACAUUUAAAAGAAUCGCUUAAGGACUAUUAUCUUUGGAUUCUUCUUCUAUACGGGGUACUAAUAUGUUUCGGUUUCAUGAGUAAUAUUUUUGUUUCAUGGUAUAUUACUCGGAAGAAGCUUUAUAAAGACGAAACUUUUAGUUUUCUUUUGAAUAUUUUUAUAAGUGAUAUGAUUAAGUGUAGUGUUGUGUUGCCGUUGUCUUUGUACGUGUUGAUGAUAAGAAAUUGGGUGCUUGGAGAGCUGUUAUGUUCUAUUUUACCAAUGAUACAAGAUAUUCCGCAGCAUGUUACAACUUUAACGUUCCUAAUAAUGGCAUGGGACAGAUUUAGAUACAUCAAAAAACCGUACAGACCAAGAGUUCCAGCAUUCGUUUGCAACUUUGGUACAUGGCUCACAGCUGUAUGCUUGGUACUACCUUAUUCAAUGUAUAUAAUGUACAUCGAUUUGGGGCAAGUCUACCCGAAACUCCAGAUUCUUCAAGGCGUUGGAUUGUGCACAUUGAACAUAUUGGAUAACAUCAAGGAUUAUGCCCGAGGAAUAUUUAUUAUUAUGUUUAUUAGUCCACUAACUAUCGUAUUUUGCUUAUUUAUCCGAGUGUCACGAGAGUUGGCAAAACAAAACCCAACGCCAGUCAUUAAGUAUGAAGUUCGUACGCAAGAAACGAAAACAAGGAUAGGAACAACUCAAACGGGACAGGAAGAAGUUCGAAGCGUCAGAACCGACUACGAUCAAACGAGACAGUGUAGCCGCGGAAGUAUUCAUGAAAGCGACAGAGGCAGGGCGCUAUACAAAUUAUCCGAACCUCAUCUCAAUGUCGUCAAAGAACGCCGAACUCAGAAAUUUCUGGUCAGCAUUGUGGUUAUUUACGGAGUCUGCCUUUGCCCUUUGCUGGUAUUAAAGCUCGCAAGAAUGUCCGUUCCAGAAACGUACGAGUACAUCACAUAUCUGGAUAUCGUCUACAUUUGUUUUGUUUGGUUUGCAUACGUUCCCACAUGCACGACAGCGAUGUUAUUUAUAUUAUGGCAGAUUAACAGACCAUCUGCGGAACGCGUCAUAGGCUAUUUGCAAUUAAGUGGCCGAAAAAUGAGACAUUCUUGUGAAACCGUAACUUCGGUAACAGAUACACCUGUGCCGAAUCAUGGAAAAAGAUGUCGAUAUUCCGAAGAAACAUUUUCCGACACAAAUAGUUGCCAACAGGAUUCGUCUUCUACCUGAUGACAUGGCAUGAGUUGUAGACCAUCAGCGGAACGCGUCAGAGGCUAUUUGCAAUUGAGUGGCAAGAAAAUGAGACAUUCCUGUAAAACCGUAACUACGGUAACAGAUACACCAAUGCCAAAUUAUGGCAAAAGAUGUCGAUAUUCCGAAGAAACAUUUUCCGACACAAAUAGUUGCCAACAGGAUUCGUCUUCUACCUGAUGAAAUGGCAUGAGUUGUAGGUGUGUGUUAAACAGAAAAUAUUUUGGACAAAUGAGUAAAUAUAAGUAGGUUCAAUGAAAAUAAAUGCGUAGGUUGACAUCAGAUUCCUCUAGAUUUUAUGGAAAUGAAUUUUUAAUAUGAAGAUGUUUUGGAGACAUACACAGAUUCUUCUAUAGUAAUAAACAUCGGUAUAAGUUGUAAAAAAUAAUAUCUACCUUUAUACUCAUAGAAUUAACAAGGAACAAUAACAGUAACGAAUUAAUAAAUAAAUAAAUAUAAUGCUUAAAAUUUCACAUA